Messenger RNA from Fomitiporia mediterranea MF3/22, 786 nucleotides. RefSeq names its product short-chain dehydrogenases/reductase. Bases 1 to 786 code for a protein of 261 amino acids. Gene Ontology annotation, molecular function: oxidoreductase activity, acting on the CH-OH group of donors, NAD or NADP as acceptor. The record is from RefSeq and is a predicted model, not a curated record. The transcript is spliced from 5 exons. Lineage: Eukaryota; Fungi; Basidiomycota; Agaricomycetes; Hymenochaetales; Hymenochaetaceae.
AUGCCUUCAUACGUCAUAACUGGUGCGUCUAGAGGUAUUGGAGUGGGUUGGGUUCGGAAGCUGAGUGUAGACGCGAACAACAAAGUGUUCGCCCUUGUGCGCAACCCUGAGACAGCAACUCAGCUCCAGGAAUUUAUGAAAUCCGACGAAAACAAGAACAAGAAUGUCAUUGUAAUCAAAGCUGACUUGACAGAUUAUAAGACACUUAAGGCGGCGGCAGGGGAUGUGUCGAAAGCUACUGGCGGUACAUUAGAUUAUCUCAUCAACAAUGGUGCCCUGCUCUGGCACGAACGGGCAGAGCUGACUGUGGAUGCCUUGUACUUCAAGACCAACGUCAUUGGGGUCACUCAUACGAUAAAUGCGUUCAUCCCGCUACUCCGUGCCGGAAAAACGAAGAAAGUAUUGGUGGUCUCCUCGGGCAUGGGGUCCAUUCGAUUUAACUUGGAUACGAACAGCGAUACCAAUGUGGCUUAUUCGAUCUCGAAGGCUGCAGUGAACAUGGUCGUUGUCAAGUUUGCUACAAGGUACAAACAGGAGGGAUUCACUAUUGUAGCCGUCACGCCUGGGUUUGUGAAUACCAUCCCCGGCUCAGAUGCCGACGAAGUCGAAAAAAUCCGCGAGGGAAUUGUUGCUCGAAUUCGUACCGUCAAUCCGAAAUUCUCUGGUGCUGCAACUGUGGAACAAGCCGUCAAUGGCCAACUAGCGUUGCUUGAGAGGAUAACACCUGCAGAUACAGGGGCUUUUAUCCGUCCAGACGGGAGCGAUGCAAAUGUCCUAAAGUACUAG